Prunus armeniaca (apricot) is the source of this 807-nucleotide messenger RNA. The record is from the annotation of a GenBank genome assembly. NCBI's taxonomy places the organism in Eukaryota, Viridiplantae, Streptophyta, Magnoliopsida, Rosales, Rosaceae.
AUGAGCAAUUUGAGAACCAUCUGUAGGCCCCACACGGUCUUCACCUCCUUCAUGUGUUGCAGACACCAAGCUCGCUUUAGCUCUAGGGUUUCAUUUCGAAACCCUAAUUACAACCCUCGUUUUGCGCCUGUGUCCGAUUUUGCAAGAUUAAAUUGGAGCGGGUCCUGGUUCAGAGUGAAUCAGAGGAGAACCAUGGUUAAGGCAUCCAAUUGGGACCAACCCAAGUCUCCCUACGAAACUCUGGAACUAGAGAGGGACGCUGAUGACGACCAGAUCAAAAUUGCUUACAGACGUUUGGCCAAAUUUUAUCACCCGGAUGUCUAUGAUGGUAGAGGGACCCUAGAGGAGGGUGAAACAGCUGAAGCUAGAUUUAUAAAGAUUCAAGCUGCUUAUGAGUUGCUCAUAGAUGAAGACAGGAGGGGACAAUAUGAUAGGGCUAACCGAGUCAACCCAAUGAAAGCAUCUCAAGCAUGGAUGGAGUGGCUAAUAAAAAAGAGAAGAGCUUUUGAUCAGCGAGGUGAUAUGGCAAUAGCAGCUUGGGCAGAGCAACAGCAGCGUGAGCUGAAUAUUCGUGCACGUCGACUUUCUCGUUCCAAGGUUGACCCAGAUGAAGAGAAAAGAAUCCUAGCAAGAGAGAAAAAGGCCUCGGCAGAGUAUUUCUCCAGUACCCUCAAGCGGCAUACGCUAGUGUUAAAGAAAAGGGACAUAAUGAGAAGGAAAGCAGAGGAAGAGAAGAGAAAGAUCAUCGGUCAGCUUUUAGCGGCAGAGGGACUUGAGCUCGACACAGAUGAUGAAGAGUCACGGUAG